AUGAGUCUAAGUAAAUUUGGCAGUCUUCUACCUAAAUUAAUAUUGCCAUUCCGUUUUAAUGCUUACAACAGGUAUUUGUCUACUACUCAUGUAACUUUCCAAAAUAAAAACUCUGAAAAGCCAGUCCAAAAAGGAUUAUUGCUUGGGGCCUUCACAGGAUGUGAAAAAACUGAUGUUACUUUGACCCCAAUAGCACAGAGGUAUGCAAGCGAAAUCAACUAUGAUUUCAAGUCAGCUUUGACAUCUCAAUUGGGAUUGGGACCAGGGGAAGUUAGAGUAUUUGAUAAUCUAAAUGAAGACUAUAGGGCAGUUGCAGUCGUGGGACUGGGACCAGAACCUCCGGAAGAUGUAGAAAAAGAUAAAAAUGUCUUUCAGAGGAGGGAGUAUGUCAGAAAUGCAGCCGGAGCCGGAGCCCAAAAAUUACAAGAAAGAGGAAUUGAUGAAAUCUUUGUGGAACAUAUGUUAGAUGGUGAGGCUGCAGCAGAAGGAGCAACUCUUGGAGUUUGGUUAGAACAACAGUUCAAGAACUAUGAAGAUCAGCUCACAGAAUCGAAGGUGUUUCUUUAUGAGAAGGGAGAUGAGGGCAAACACAAAGAAAUGUGGGACAUUGGAUUUGAAAAAGCCAAAGGACAAAAUCUGGCCAGGUAUUUGACUGCACUCCCUGCAAACGUAAUGACUCCUGAGAUCUUCGGUGAACAUUGUGCCGAGGAACUGUGCCCCUGUGGAGUAUCAGUUGAAGUCCACGAUCACAACUGGAUCAAAUCUAAAGGUAUGGAGGCAUUUUUAGCUAUUGCUCAAGGCUCAUGUACACCACCUGUUCUAGUGGAGAUGAAAUAUUCUGGCGGAGGAAGUGCGGAUCCAAUUGUAAUGGUCGGGAAGGGCUGCACCUUUGAUUCCGGUGGCAUCUGCUUGACUCCCUGCAAGACAAUGAUGUACCAACAUGCGGACAUGGCAGGAGCUGCUGUAAUUGCUGGAGUGUUCAAAGCUUUGUGUAAGUUAAAGACUAAAAUAAAUCUCACAGCUUUGUUGCCGAUGUACGAAAACAUGCCAAGUGAAAAUGCUGUCAAAACAGGAUCAGUUUUGAGAUCCCUGAAUGAGCGAACCAUCCGAGUUCUACAUCCAGUACAUGAUGGACGAGUCGUGCUAUCUGAUGUUCUAAGUUAUGCAGCCUGUCUUAAUCCUGGUAACAUCAUCAAUAUCGCUACGCUCUCCAAAAGUAUGAUGACUGCAAUGGGAACAGGAGCUUCUGGGAUUUUUGCUACAAAUGAGACACAUUACCGACUGCUUCACCUAAGUGGUGAAGAUGCUGGAGAUCGUGUAUGGCCCUUCCCCUUCUACGAUGACAUAAAUCUUGCAAAUGCUAAAGCUGCAGAUUUUGGAAACAGGAACAUGGUGAAGGGCGGAAGUACUCUAUUCGGUGCAUCUUUCUUAAAAGAGUUUGUUCCUCCUCCGCCAGUGGAUUUCAUGCACAUUGAUAUCACUGGAACCACAAUAAGUAACAAACUGUUCCCGAGUACUUAUUUGAGAGAUGGAUAUGCCACAGGACGCCCUACAAGAUCUUUGGUGGAUUUCUUGACUAAAUUGGGCCAAGCAGAAGAUAAAGAAUGA
Macrosteles quadrilineatus (aster leafhopper) is the source of this 1608-nucleotide messenger RNA. Its product is annotated as cytosol aminopeptidase-like. Gene Ontology annotation, biological process: proteolysis. Bases 1 to 1608 code for a protein of 535 amino acids. Gene Ontology annotation, cellular component: cytoplasm. Gene Ontology annotation, molecular function: metalloaminopeptidase activity; manganese ion binding. The transcript has a single exon. NCBI's taxonomy places the organism in Eukaryota, Metazoa, Arthropoda, Insecta, Hemiptera, Cicadellidae. The record is from RefSeq and is a predicted model, not a curated record.